This is a messenger RNA of Spodoptera frugiperda (fall armyworm), 502 nucleotides long. RefSeq names its product U-scoloptoxin(01)-Cw1a-like. Gene Ontology annotation, cellular component: extracellular region. The coding region runs from base 115 to 444 and encodes 109 amino acids. NCBI's taxonomy places the organism in Eukaryota, Metazoa, Arthropoda, Insecta, Lepidoptera, Noctuidae. The record is from RefSeq and is a predicted model, not a curated record. Gene Ontology annotation, molecular function: chitin binding. The transcript has 4 exons.
GUUUUAGUAAAGUGAUCCGCGCCGCCGCGGCCGGCAUUCGAACUGGCGGUCCUAAUUUAUUUAUUGUUCAAUAUCUAUUUAUUUAUUUAUUAUUUAUUUUAUUUUCUAAUCGCCAUGUUGAAAAUUUUUACGGUGCUGUUUUUUGUCCUGGCAGCAGUGUUCAGCCAGCAGCCGACAGACUACUACCACCACCUCCACUUACCGCACGAUCCCCCCCUCCACCCGGUGCUGGCGGUCGCCCCCCACACCAGCUUCACCUGCCAUGGGCGGACCAAGGGGUAUUAUGCUGAUGUUCAGAGCGGAUGCCAGGCUUUCCACUUCUGUUGGCGACAACAUUUGGUGAGCACGGAGUUGUGCGCUAACGGGACUCUCUUCAACGAACAGUUUCAAGUGUGCGAUCAUUUCUACAACGUGCGAUGUGGAUCUCCCUACGAAGAUUUGUAAAUUAUUCUAAUUAAGUAAAUAAUUAACUUAAAUAUAUCGUUAUUUAUUACUUAGAUUA